This is a messenger RNA of Caretta caretta (loggerhead turtle), 4374 nucleotides long. Its product is annotated as zinc finger protein 202. Gene Ontology annotation, cellular component: nucleus. The record is from RefSeq and is a predicted model, not a curated record. Gene Ontology annotation, biological process: regulation of transcription by RNA polymerase II. Gene Ontology annotation, molecular function: RNA polymerase II transcription regulatory region sequence-specific DNA binding; DNA-binding transcription factor activity, RNA polymerase II-specific. NCBI's taxonomy places the organism in Eukaryota, Metazoa, Chordata, Testudines, Cheloniidae.
AGGGCCCAUUCAUUUCCCUGGUCUAAGCGGAUUGGCUCCGGGUGACACACGUGGGGACGUGACGCCGGCAGACGGGACAGGCUCUCAGGCCCGAUGGAUCCCCCGCGCUCCCAGCUGGAGCCUGGUCCCUGCCCCGGUUCCCAGCCGGGGGGCGGAGGCCGGCGGCUCCCCCGGGGCUCCCCGGACCAGCCGCUGCCGGAGCCCCGCGGGCGGCAGGACGUGGAUCGGCCUGCCCUGGGCGAGGAGGGGAGCGGCCUGGCACAGGAGCUGGUGGUCGCUGCGGCUGGCUACCAGGCGCCGGUGGGGUUCGAGGAGGUGGCCGUGUAUUUCUCCCGGGAGGAGUGGGGCCUCCUGGACGAAGGGCAGAGGCAGCUCUACAGGGACGUCAUGCAGGAGAACUACCAGACUCUCAUCUCGCUGGGAUUCCCCGUCCCUGACCUGGCCGUGAUCUCCUGGAUGGAGCGAGGGGAAGAACCGAGGGUCCUGGAUCUCCAGGGCUCCCAGGAAAGGGAGAUCCCGAUAGGCGCCCACAUAGGUGCCGGGAUAGAGAAGGAGAAUUUCCAGCAGGAAGGGCCUGCGGGAGCGGAGCCGAAUGGGACGUCCCAGAGCCCUGAGAGGGGAGAUGGCAGCAGAACAGGACGACAGCGGGCAGAGAAGGAGCCAGGGCACAGGCGCAGGAGGGCAGGGCCCAUCAGCUGCGGGGAUUGUGGGAAAAGCUUCACAAAGAACUCGGAGUUAAUCAAACACCAGCGCACGCACACGGGUGAGAGGCCCUACCAGUGCCCUGAUUGCGGGAGGUGCUUCGCCAUCCGCUCCAGCUUGGAUCGCCACCAGCGGGUCCACACCGGCGAGCGGCCCUUCCCCUGCACCCGCUGCGGGAAAAGCUUCAAGCUUAGCUCGGCCCUGAGCCGGCACCGGCGCGUCCAUGCUCAGGAGGGGCCCUGUUUCUGCGCUGAAUGCGGCAGGGGCUUCAGGCACAGUGCUGCACUGACCCAGCACCAGACUGAGCACCUGAACCAUGGAGACCCCACCAAUGGACCUGUGGGGACACGGGUCUACAAGGACCCCUUUGUCCAGGCACAGGACCUCGAGGGGGAGGCUGGUGGGAUGUGGUAUACUGAGCCUGUGAAAGAGGAGAGUGGGUGAUGGGAUCUGCACUUGGGUUGUUGGUCUGGGGAGUGAGAAGAGAGCAGCUAUAACGAAUACAGGGACUGAACCUGUGAUCUCUUGAUCCAAAAUCUGGAGCUGGGCUGUGAGGCAGUGUGGUCUAGUGCAGUGGUUCUCAACCAGGGGUAAACGUAUCCUUGGGGGUACGCAGAUGUCAUCCAGGGGAUACAUCAGCUCAUCUAGUUAUUUGCCUAGUUUUACAGCAGGCUACAUAAAAAGCACUAGCGAAGUCAGUAAAACUAAAAUUUCAUACAGAAUGAGAAAGUGAGCAGUUUUUUAGUACUAGUGUGCUGUGACAUAUUUGUAUUUUUAUGUCUGAUUUUGUAAGCAAUUCGUUUUUAAGUGGAGGUGAAACUUGGCAGUACGCAAGACAAGCCAGAAAGGGGUCCAGUAGUCUGGGAAGGUUGAGAAGCACUGGUCUAGUGGACAGAGCACUACAUUAGGACUUUUGGGUUCUCUUCCUGGCUCAGCCUCUGGCUUGCUGGGUGGUCUUAGGCAAGUCACGGCCACCUCUAUGCCUCAGUUUCCCCAUCUGCAAAAUGGGGACAAUGAUACUGUAAAGUUCUUUGAGAUCUUCUAAUGGAAAUCACUAGAUAAGAGCCAGGCAUAAUUAUAAUGGCUGAAAAAAAUUCAUUUAAACUUUAUUUUGAUGAAAUAUUGGAUUUUUGAUUAAAUGAAGUUUUUCCAUGAAAAGUGUUCGCAUUCCAUGGAAAAUGUUGAAUUUUUUUGUUAAAGAAACAGAUGCCCGAAAAUAGAAAAAUUUAAGUCGGAAACUGAAAUGUUUCAAUUUGUGUAUGUGCCCUAAUGCUUCCCGAGAGUUGUGGUUUGGUUGUACUCUAUGGACUACAUCUCCCAUGAUGCACUACCUCCCAUCUCCUGGGGGAGACCAGAGUACAUCAUGGGAGAUGUAGUCCAACCAGGUAGGCCACUGCCAGCCUAUGGAAGAGAAUGGGAGCAUGAGGCACCAAAACUACAACUCCCAUGAAGCAUUUCCAAAUUUACACUUUCUGUUUUGUCUGAAAUUUUCCAAUUUUUGCUGGAAAAAACAAAAUUUUCCUUGAAAAAUUUAGGCAAGUGAUUUUUCCUCCUUUUCUCAUCAAAAACUUUGGGGGAGGGGGGAAAGGGGAGAGGAGAAACCCCCCAGAAACAUUUUCCAUGGAGCUCCACCCUCAGUCCCCUUUGGCUUAAGUUAAUUGACCAGACCCGUUAGUUGGGAGGCAGUAGCGUAACCCACUGGUGAUGUGUCAUAGCUCCCCGUCUGUCCCUGACCCACAAAGGAUAUGAGUCUGUUAUAGCCCUGGUUAAAGAGGGUUUGGUCUUUGCUGUAACAGCUUAUACUCUUAUAUUUUGAAGUCACUGGUGCAAUCCUGGAUGGUCUGACUGCCAUUAGCAGCUGUGUUAUGUGAAUAAGCCACAAAGCAGUUGAUGGAGGAAAAAGUGAGGCUGAUUGUUUUGCUUCACAACAAACACCUCCAGGAAUUAGUGCAGCCCUCAAGGUGCAAACUGCUCCAGAAUGGGGUUAAGUUCCCCUGCUCUGCCCCUUGCUCAGCAGGAAUCAUUAACCGUCUCACACACUGAUUCCUGGCUCUGCCACCAACUUGCUACGUGACCUUCAGCCAGUCAUUUUGCCAUUGUCUCCCCUCCUAUUCCUUGUCUUAUUUAAAUGGUGAGCUUCUGGGGGCAGGGACUGUCUCUCACUGUGUCUAUGCAGCACCUGGCACUAUGGGGGUCCUGAUCUCAGUCAGGCCUAUGCAGUGCCUGGCAUGAUGGGGACCUGAUCUCAGUUGGGGUCUGUGCAGUGCCUGGCACAAUAGGGCUGUGAUCUCAACCAGGUUUGUGCAGUGCCUGACACGAUGGGGGCCUGAUAUCAGUGGGGGACUGUGCAGCGCCUGGCACAUUGGGGGACUCAAUCUCCGUUGGGGUCUGUGCAGCACCUAAUACCACUGGGGCCAUGAUCUCGGAUGGGGUCUGUGCAGCCCGGGCACACUGGGGGCCCUGAUCUCAGUGAUGACCCUUUGCAUUAGUAAUAUAAAUAAUAAAUUACAAAUCCAUCCUGGUCCCUAAUCUUAGGGCGUUCAUGAUUCACAUCCCCAGCUUGGCUUUGCAUUGUCUGUACCUAGAGGGGAAGCUUGCCCUCGCUCCUCCCUCUUCCCCUCCAGAGCCUCCUGCAUGCUGUGAAACAGCUGAUUGUGGUGGGCAGGAGGCACGGUGAGGGAGUGGGAGGCGCUGAUCGGUGGGACUGCUGGCGGGCAAGAGGCGGGGACCUGAUGGUAGGGCUGCUGACAUAUUACUCUGGCUCUUUGGCAAUGUACAUUGGUAAAUUCUGGCUCCUCAGGCUCAGGUUGGCCACCCCUGAUCUGGGUCAGUUGGAGCUUGGCUCAGGAUUUGAUGGAUCUGGAGAGGAGUGGUUACUGACUCUCUGGCUUGAGAGAUGUGAAUUUCCUACCUUGUUACAGAGACAAAAAGGGUGGAAUAUGUUAAGUCUGGAAGGCACUGGAGAGAUCAGGACUCCUGGGUUCUAUCCCCAGCUCUCGCAAGGGAGCAUAGUCUCGUUGGUUAGAGCAGGAGGACAGCGAGUCAGGACUUAUAGGCAUUCUGGCUGUGACAUGCUGUGUUAAACUUUAAAAGUCACUUCUACCAGUACCUCACUUUCCUCAUCUGUAAACCGAGGGUGAUAAGACCUCCCUUCCUCCAUGCAGAAGUUUGAGAGCUAUGGCUGAAAUGUUCUAUAUCUGUGUAAAAUAAAUGCUCUGUAUGUAAGUUUUACGUGGUCCUAGGUUUAAAACACCAUGGCUCUUCAGUGUGUGUCUAACACACGUGUUGGUGAUGAAUGCAAUAGAACUAUUAACGUUAUAUAAAUUAAAUCUACUCCCCCUGUUUGUCAGAUCUAGCUUACUGUUAUCUGUAGAGGACUAGAGGUGGUUAGAAAUAUGUUGAUAAAAUGUUUCCAUCAAAAAUGCCGAUUUGCCAAAACGAAAACUAUUUGUGGGAAAUUCUUGACAAAUUUCUUGACUGGAAAAAACCCCAACCCAACAGGUUUCAAAUUGUUCAAAUGACUUAUUUUGACGUUUUUUAAAUUAAAAUUUUAAUUUUUCCAUUUCAACGCAGCUUUUCGUUUGGAAAUGUAAGCUAAUUAUAGGGGGGAAAUGACAAAAAAAGGUCAAAAUUAAAGUGAAAUAUCAUGAAAUUAUAAUAAUGAAAUCUGAA